AUGACUAGACGAGGAAGUUGUGAUUUCCCUCCUUCCGCACGAGAAGAGUUGAGGAGACAGUUUGUGGAGUUACGCCAAGGUACUACAUCCUUGGUGCAGUUUGAAACAUGGUUUGCUAACCUGUCGAGGUUUGCUCCAGAAUUGGUGGAGACGAAGGAAUUGCGUUGUUCGAAAUUUGAGAGUAGGCUGUGUGAUGACAUCCGUGAAAGGAUUGCGGGGUCAUGGCAUAGGAGUUAUAGUGUGCUAGUCCGGGCUGCAACUCAUGUGGAGGUAGCGGUACUAGCUAUGGGGCAAAAUAGGGAAGAGGCCACGGUUUUGAGUGUUGGUCGGGUUAGGGAGGAGGCUACUUCGACGACUCAUGUGAUUCAGAGUGUUAGUAGUCCUUUUAAGAGGCAGAAGGGUUUUAAUCCACAACAAUUUCAGAGAGCUCAGUCCGGCUCUACUUUUCCAGUGCCGAGUCUAGGUUUGGGAAAGGGUGAACGUAAGGUUGUCACAUGUUUCGAAUGUGGUCAGCUUGGCCACAAGUCCCUAGCUUGCCCACAGAAAAAGAGAGCAGGGUUGGCAGUCCGACCUGUACCAUCAUAA
This is a messenger RNA of Camellia sinensis, 585 nucleotides long. Lineage: Eukaryota; Viridiplantae; Streptophyta; Magnoliopsida; Ericales; Theaceae. The record is from RefSeq and is a predicted model, not a curated record.